Monopterus albus (swamp eel) is the source of this 5066-nucleotide messenger RNA. It is a transcript of the gene hipk1b, whose product is annotated as homeodomain interacting protein kinase 1b. The record is from RefSeq and is a predicted model, not a curated record. Gene Ontology annotation, cellular component: nucleus; PML body; cytoplasm. Gene Ontology annotation, molecular function: protein tyrosine kinase activity; protein serine/threonine kinase activity; ATP binding. The coding region runs from base 363 to 3722 and encodes 1119 amino acids. Gene Ontology annotation, biological process: smoothened signaling pathway; peptidyl-threonine phosphorylation; intrinsic apoptotic signaling pathway in response to DNA damage by p53 class mediator. The transcript is spliced from 19 exons. NCBI's taxonomy places the organism in Eukaryota, Metazoa, Chordata, Actinopteri, Synbranchiformes, Synbranchidae.
AAAUUACGUAGGAUUUGCAGCUGAUACAAGGACGUGGUUUUUUCCGGUAAAAAGUGGAUUUUACAGCUUCAGGACCGACGGUUUUACAGUAGAGUUAGUUACGUUUUAAUCAACAAAUGUACAUAUUUUUAGUACCAGAUGUUUUAAUUUAGUAGUACAAUGAGGCCUUUCAGUUUUUCUUCUGGAAACUCGGCGCUGUAAUGUCUUCUGAUGCUGCCUAGCUGUCGCUCGACUUAAGAAACAAUGCAGGCCUAGCUAACAGCCAUCGUAAGCUAAUCGGAUAACGCUGUUCCAGCAGACUGCGGAGGGCUUUAAACCUUGGGCGAAGCCUUUUUCCACGCUGUUAUAACGUUAAUCCCGCUAUGAGUUCUCAGCUGCAGGUUUUCUCUCCCCCCUCGGUGUCCUCCAGUGCCUUUUGCCGUGUUAAGAAGCUGAAGGUGGAGAGCAACGUUUGGGAUGUUUCCACCACUGAAGCUUAUAGCUCCAUAGCAGGCCAGUCAGCCUACACCUUUACCCCUGUCAUGGCUGCGCCUCCCUUCGCACCAUCCCUGGUCUUCCCUCCUGCAGCUCCUGGCUCCAGGGGUCAAGUGGUGGUGCGAGCAGCUGAUAGCACUGGCAGUCUACCCCGUGGUUCCAGCCGGCGUGUCACUGAGCAGGCAACAUCCACCUCCUAUGCACAUGCUGAGGCAUCUUCUGAAGCAAGGGGCCACAGGCAUGGACAGAAGAGAAAGAUUGAGGAGGUCCCUGAAGGGAGUGGAUGUGGCAGUGUCCAGAUAUUAGAGGAGCUCUCAGCACCUGCAGCAGCUUACUCCACUCGUACAGGUGGCGGUGGAGGAGGGGGCACAGGCCAGUCUAUACCUCACUCAGCUCCAACCACCAAGAGCAGCAGCUCCAAUGGUGAAGGAGAUUAUCAGCUAGUGCAACAUGAGAUCCUAUGCUCCGUGUCCUGCAGCUAUGAAGUGCUGGAGUUCCUAGGACGAGGCACAUUUGGACAAGUGGCCAAGUGCUGGAAAAGGGGCACCAAUGAGAUUGUUGCUAUUAAGAUCUUGAAAAACCAUCCAUCAUAUGCUCGUCAGGGCCAAAUUGAGGUGGGCAUUCUGAACCGGCUGAGCGCAGAGAACGCAGAUGAGUACAACUUUGUGCGUUCAUAUGAAUGUUUCCAACACAAGGGUCACACCUGCCUGGUAUUUGAAAUGCUGGAGCAGAACCUGUAUGACUUUCUCAAGCACAGCAAGUUCAGCCCACUCCCUCUACGGCACAUCCGACCUAUCCUGCAGCAGGUGGCUACGGCACUGAUGAAGUUGAAGAGCCUGGGGCUGAUUCAUGCAGACCUGAAGCCUGAGAACAUCAUGCUGGUUGACCCCCUCAGACAGCCAUAUAAGGUGAAGGUCAUCGACUUUGGCUCAGCAAGUCACGUGUCCAAGGCUGUCUGCUCAACCUACUUACAGUCUCGCUACUACAGGGCUCCAGAGAUCAUUUUGGGUCUGCCAUUCUGUGAGGCCAUUGACAUGUGGUCUUUAGGCUGUGUGAUAGCUGAGCUGUUUCUGGGCUGGCCUCUCUACCCUGGAGCGUCUGAGUAUGACCAGAUCCGAUACAUUUCUCAGACUCAAGGCUUACCAGCAGAGUACCUCCUGAGUGCUGGCACUAAGACCAGCCGCUUCUUCAAUCGAGGUCCUGACUCUAGCUACCCACUGUGGAGGCUCAAGACCCCAUCAGAGCAUGAAAUGGAGAUGGGCAUCAAGUCCAAGGAGGCCAGGAAGUACAUCUUUAACUGUCUGGAUGACAUGAUGCAGGUGAACCUGUCCUCUCAUCUGGAGGGGACGGACAUGUUAGCUGAGAAAGCCGAUAGACGAGAAUUUAUCGAUCUAUUGAAGCGCAUGCUCCGACUGGAUGCCGACAAAAGGAUCACGCCUACAAAAACUUUGGGUCACCCGUUCGUCACAAUGAGCCACCUCAUGGAUUAUCCCCACAGCUCCCAUGUGAAGUCGUGCUUCCAGAACAUGGAGAUCUGCAAGCGCCGGAGCUCCUAUGAUAGCAGUAAAUCCCUGUACUCCACCAAUGCAGUCCCUAGCACUGCAGCGGGCAACCUCACUGUUACCUUCAGUAGCCAACUAAACCAGCAUAACCAGGUGCCUUCUGCGGGCGGAGCGGUGCCUUUGCUGAACUACCAGCCAGCUCUGUACCAGCAAGCGACCAUCAACAUUCCAGGGCUGGCUCAACAGAGUGUCCCAAUACCAACGCGUCCUGCUGGGCUGUGUAGCCAGACAGAACCCUUCCAGCAGACGCUCAUCGUCUGCCCGCCCUCCACUAUUCAAGGGCUCCAGACAUCCAGUAAGAGUUCCGGUUUCCCUGUGAGGAUGGAGAACUCUGUACCUAUAGUACCUCAGAAUCAGUCUGCUCAGUCGUUGCAGAUCCAGCCAAGUAUGCUCACACAGGGUUCCUGCACACCCCUGAUGGUGGCCACCCUACACCCAUCCUCAGCAGGCAUAGCCCCCCAGUAUUCUCUCCCCCUCGGGCUGGGCACUGGGGUGGGCCGUCCCACCCUCCUGGAGCACACAGCCACAGUGCUGCAGGCCUGGCCCACUGGCACCCAACAGAUUCUCAUCCCAUCUUCAUGGCAGCAGGUCCCAGGCGUGGCCAUCCACAGCUCCAGCCACCAGUCGAAUGUCACAGAAUCUCCACUGGAAACGCUUCACUCAGAUGCUGCCACGCAGCAGGGACACAGCUGGAGGAGCACAACCCAAGCCAAAAUUCAGAACAGAAACAGGGGUAUAUCUGCUGCAUCAUUACUCAGCAGUAGUGGUGUGACCCCACCCAGCUCCAGCGCCAUGUUGUCCCAACCAAUCGUUAUCUCUGACACACCCAGCCCAGCGGUCAGCAUCAUUACUAUUCAUAGUGACACCGACACAGAGGACGAGCGCAAGUUCCAUCCCGCCAGUGUUGGUCUAAGCCAGCGCACUAACGUUAUCAGCUGUGUUACCGUGCAUGACUCAGACUCCUCGACAGCCAGCCCCCUGACUCCUCUGCCCCGCACCCUUAACCCAGCCAGCGCUAUGUCAUCACGCCAUGCUAAGUCUCUGGCAGUGGUGGCACCUUCAGUCAAAACCCAAGGCUCGGAGAGAGGAGCAGCUUCACGUGGACGCUUGGAGACCACGAGCUAUAUGAAGCCUAAGAGAUCCAACCGACAGCCUUGCAGUUCAGGGGGGAGCGUGGAGCGUCAUGGGCUGGUGCCAAGCCAGUCGCACCCUUUAAAUCUCAGCCAGGUUCAGUCCGUGGUUUCUUCGUCUCAGGAGCAUUCAGGGGCAUCCCACAGUGACUCAUCUUUGCACCGCCGGCAGACGUUCCCGCCAGCCGUCUCUGCAUCUCACUACAGCUUCCCCGAGGUGUCGGCCUCGGCCCCUAACACCAGCCUGUACACCUACCCAACCCCCACGGCCCUGUCCUCAGCUUCUCAGGCCAUGGAGCAGCUGCUUGGCCGUGGUCGCAGCAGCCACGGACACUCUCCCUCUGCCUAUGCAGCAACAUACACCUCAUCCUCCUCCUCUAGGAGAGACUCGGCCAGUCGCAAGGAGUCUGUCAGUAGCCUGCUGCACGGCCUCCCUGCAGCAUACCAGCAUCAGUUCGCCACCGGCUCUCCUUAUGUCAGUGUGACACCCCGGGCUGAGGCUUAUAGUGCCUACCAACUGAGCCCCCGGCGCCUCACACAGUACCCCUACCUAUAGGGAGUCACACACUUUUAACACAGAGAAAACCUGUUUUCCCCACAUACUAUCAGUGAUAUAUUUAAUUGUGUUUUAGUAGAAUAACUGUUGAUCACUUAGUUUGCUGCUGUUGUCUAGAAAGCGGCAUUUCACCUCCAACACAUUUACAUGAUCUUGUGGACUGUUUUUAAAACGUUCUUUGUUUUUAUUUGAUAUUCUAUCAGUUUAUUUUCCCUUAAAUAUUGUUUAUAGUCCAUAUUUUAUCACCUUCAUAUCCAGAUGUACAAUUAAGGCAUUGUGGUAAAUGUGUUUAACGCCCGUUUGUGUGAAGAGAGAUAUUCCUCCUGUCACAAGCUGCAACCACACUUCAGGCCAGCUUUUGGGCGAGUGAAACUGACAAAGAAAAUUACAAGUUAUGAGCCUUGUUUCACACUAAUCCAGCACAAGGCCCUGUAGUUUUAGCUGACAUAAUGGCUGUAUGUUUAUUCACAACUGUCUUUUACUAUGUCUAAAUUAUGUUUAGUCAGUGUGAUGUAGGACAGGGAAGGUCCACGAAGAUGUCGACAGAGAAAGGUGUGGUGCGAACUGUGAUGCUACAUGUUAAUUUAAUUGCACAUGUGAUAGUCUGUUAAUGUAGUGGCAGGAUUAAUCAUGAUUUUAUGCAAUAGAAACUUUAACCUGCAUUAACUGAGUGCUGAACGUAUUUAUAAAGUAAAGUGAGGAUCACCAUCCUGAUGACUGAGAUGAAAUGCUCUCAUUUUAAAGUUUUUUUUAUUAUUAUUUUAAAAAGCUAAAUGAACCUCUCUUUUUCCUGUCCUUGAAGUAUGAAAACUUUCACGGAUUCACACAGACAUCUGUGAGCCGUAAUUGUGCAGGACCUAGUCGUUAAAAUGGAUUUAUGGCCAGUUUUUACUCUUUCAUAUGGGGGAGAAUUUAUGUCCUGUUUUUCCCCUUUGACACACUGUAACAAAUUCUGCUAUGGGAAGUGUUGGCAAGCUGUAGGCUAAUGAGCUUUCUGCUCAGUUACUGUAGGUCAGAUGAAAGGCCUCACGUCGUUAUGUCUCCCACAACCCCCAAGUGUGUUUUUCACAUUCAGGUGACUACAGUGAGGACAGUAACGAUUCAGAGCAGACCUCCAGCAGGUCAGCACCUUAAGUCAAAGGAGUUGAAUCUGUGGGUUAUCAGUUUUGUUUUUAAAGUAAAUCCUUCCCUGUUGUUUGCAUCAGUUUUGUGUUUAAAUAUUUAACUGUAUUUCAUCUUAACAUAGUGCUGUUAGGAGGCUAUUUGUUAGAACUAAUUCAGGGAAAAGGGUUUCAGCUCAAAUAAUCCACUGUCACUGUUUUCAAUAAAAUAACCACAAAUUCA